GCCACUCAACAUCAGCUGUCCCUCCUCAUUCCAUCUCGAACGUACGAGCGUACCUGCAGGCGGGCCUCUGUUCAGCUAUUCUCUUCGGUCGGCUUCUAGGAGACUCUCGCUGGGCAGCCUUGUCGCUAUGAAACCGGAGUACUUCAAGCUCGCGUCCGCUUCGGAUUCCCCGCGUCAUUCGUUAGACGAUGAAGAGCGCAAGACGUUGAUAUCAUCUGAGCAGCGACGACUCGAUGAUGCACAAUAUGAUGAGGAAGAGACCGCAGAACUUCCGCCUCCGAGCAGGUCCAGGAAAUGCGUCGUGUUUAGUGUGCUGUUCUUCUCUCUGCUCUUGCUCUCCAUCGCCAUUCCGUUACGAAACUUCUUAUCUGGCCCCCGGGCGAGCGACACGAAACCCCAGUUGAACACGCAGGGCCUACUCAGCAAUGGAACGCAUGACUUCAAGAAGACGGCGAUUAUCGUAUCCAUUGACGGCCUACGGGCGGACUACCUCGACCGUAAUUUGACGCCUCACUUGCUGGCUAUCAGCAAGGACGGGCUUCGUGCGAAGUCUAUGCAGCCUGUUUUCCCGACCCUUACUUUUCCUAAUCAUUGGGCUUUGAUGACUGGACUAUAUGCGGAGUCCCAUGGGAUAGUAGCAAACGAUUUUUGGGAUCCAGCGACAGAUCGUCAGUUCCACUACAAUCGUAUUGAGUCUGCAUGGAUCGCGGAUUGGUGGCACGGCGAACCGAUGUGGGAGACAGCAGAGAAGGCUGGCGUAAGGACGGCAAAUCUCAUGUGGCCAGGACCGCCAAAGACCACUAGCGGCGCUUCACCGACAUACUUCGUACCUUGGAAGGAUCACGUACCCUUGAAACACAAGCUCAGCCAGAUCCUGAGUUGGAUCGACCUGCCAGUCGAUACUCGUCCUCAGUUCAUUAUGGCAUACGAGCCUUCUCUCGACCAGGCCGGUCACAAGUAUGGGCCAACAUCCAAGGUUGUCGAUCAAGUCUUGAAACAAGUGGACGUCUUCGCACGCGACCUCCACGACGAGAUCGAGGCACGCAACCUGACCGAUAUCGUCGACAUCGUCUUCGUGAGCGACCACGGUAUGACGGACACGAGCCAUCCCGAGCUUGUCUUCAUCGACGACAUUCUCGGUGACGGCUACAAGCACAUUAAGCACGAGGACGGCUGGCCGGCAAUGGGCUUGCGCUUCGAUACGCCCGAGAACGCAGACAAAUACCUCCGCGUGCUCCUGAACGCGUCGCAGCUCAGCGACGGCAAGUUUGAUGUGUACACGCACGAAACGAUGCCGAAGCGCUGGCACUUCACGAACAACGAGCGCAUCGCGCCCAUAUACAUCGUACCACGGAUAGAAUAUGCCCUGACGAACCGCAUCGAGAACGGCUCGGGUAUGAACAAGGGGAGUCACGGCUACGAUAACCAAUACAAGGAGAUGCACGCCAUGUUUGUCGCGCAUGGGCCCUUCUCCGCUGUUGUGAAAGCAAUCGAGGCUGACCGCGCGAAAUCAUCUGCGUCCAGCCCCGUGCGGCGCCUCGCGUCGCUCUUCGGGCGCGACCUUACGCGACCGAAUAAGGGCUGGCACUCGACCGCGGACGACGCGUACGUGAUGGAGACGUUCGAGAACGUGCAGGUGUACAACCUCAUGAUGAAGCUGCUCGGCAUUGAGGAGUACGCCGCGCCGACGAAUGGCACGAAGGGCUUCUGGGAUAAGUACUUUUGAGCGACUGGGUGAUGAGGAUUGUGGGCGGGGGCUCAGAGCGAAGGGAUAGAGCAUUGCUGCACGAGGAUGUAAUGCACGGACGGUGCGUUUGCAUGUAGACUAUUCUUGGUUAGACUUUGGACCACUGCUUGGAUCGUAGUGUUCAGGGAUACGCCUCGGGAGUGCUUUGAUCAUUGCGGGCUGAACCGCUUUCAGCUACCAAUGCUUUGGUUACCACCAAGGCUAGCACUUGACUUACAGAUUCUGAUAGUAAGUACGUACCGUAACGAAGUUGUACGGGUUUGUUUAGCUGCCGUGCAGGAGAGCCACGACGUAGCAAUGUGUCGUCCCUGGGGCUUAAUGGCGAUCGCAAGGU
This is a messenger RNA of Dichomitus squalens LYAD-421 SS1, 2081 nucleotides long. Its product is annotated as Phosphodiest-domain-containing protein. Lineage: Eukaryota; Fungi; Basidiomycota; Agaricomycetes; Polyporales; Polyporaceae. Gene Ontology annotation, molecular function: nucleoside triphosphate diphosphatase activity; ribonucleoside triphosphate phosphatase activity. The record is from RefSeq and is a predicted model, not a curated record. The coding region runs from base 128 to 1726 and encodes 532 amino acids. Gene Ontology annotation, biological process: nucleoside triphosphate metabolic process. The transcript has 12 exons.